CAUGACGUCGCCUCUGGAACCCGGAAGUCCUGUAGUAGAUUAGAAGCUGCCUGUUCCCGGGCUGGUAUCAUGCUCCUGGCUCACUUGCUGUUCCCUCAGCGCCUGCAGCAAGUCGUCGCCCUCACCAGUCGCCUGAGCUCGGCCUGCCGCGGCCAGGGGAGGUUCCAGGUUCAUCCUAUGCCGAGGAUACCCUCCAGGGAGGUCAGCUCCCUGCCCACAGCCACCAUGGAGGAGCUCCUGAGCAGGUGUGUGCCCCCCCUGCCCCCCUAUGAGACCAAAGACAAGACCCCUCCUCCCCCUGAGCCGCAGAGCUUGCACUUCAUGCAGCAGUACCGGAGCCUGGACGCGGAGCGCAGGGCAGCCCUGCUGGGGGAGCUGGCGGCGGGGUACGGCGUGGACCAUGCCCAGGUGACGGAGCUGAGCGGGAAGCUGGUCCAGGAUCAGCAGAAGAGGGACCUGGGCACCGUGCUGCAGGUGGAGGACCGGCUCCGCUACUACCUCACCCCCCAGUACAAGGGGCUCUUCUGUCACAUCAGCAAGCUGGAGGGGGGCGUCAAGUUCCUGGUGGACCUGAGAGCUGACAUCAUAGAGAGUAUGGCGUCCAAGGCGGCAGACGGCCCCCACAUCCGGGAGAUGAGCGGGGUCCUGAGGAGCAUGCUGUCACAGUGGUUCUCCGUCGGGUUCCUCCAUCUGGAGAGAAUUACAUGGCAGUCUCCUUGUGAUGUUCUGCAGAAGAUCAGCGAGUACGAGGCGGUACAUCCGGUCAGGAACUGGACAGAUAUGAAGCGUCGCGUGGGACCGUACAGGCGGUGCUUCGCCUUCACCCACAGCGCCAUGCCUGGCGAGCCUCUCAUUGUGUUACACGUAGCUCUGAUGCAACAUAUUACAGGCAACGUCCAGACGAUUGUAAAAGAGACGCCUCCAUCAGAAAUCGAAGAUGAGAACAAGAUCAAGUCCGCCAUAUUCUACUCUAUCAGCUCAACUCAACAAGGCCUGCAAGGUGUGGAGCUCGGGAACUACCUCAUCAAGCGGGUGGUGAGAGAAUUGCAGGUUGAGUUUCCCCAGAUUUCUGCGUUCUCCAGCCUGUCCCCGAUUCCCGGAUUUACAAAGUGGCUUCUCGGGACUCUAAACUCGCAGACGAAGGAAAGCGGCAGAAUGGAGCUCUUUCAGGAGUCGGAAUGUAAAAUGAUAUCGGACAUCACCGGAGCGCCGGCUCCCGAAGCCUUGAAACGUCUCCUCACAAACAACGAGUGGAUGAGAUCGGAAAGAUUGGUGAAGGCCUUGGAGGAUCCCAUGAUGAGACUCUGCGCUUGGUACUUGUACGGCGAGAAGCACCGCGGUUUUGCCUUGAACCCUGUAGCCAACUUUCACCUGCAGAAUGGGGCCGUCAUGUGGAGACUGAACUGGAUGGCAGAUACCAGCCCCCGAGGAGCCACCUCUUCCUGCGGCAUGAUGGUGAACUAUCGCUACUUUCUGGAGAACACCAGCGCCAACGGCUCUAAUUAUCUCAGGAUGAAAUACAUCGAAGCCUCCGAACAAGUGCUGGGGUUGGUGUCUCAGUUUAAAAAGAACAGUAAGUUAUAAAAGGAACCGGAACUUUCUGGGCCGAGGGUUUGUCCCUUUGUGGACCGUGGUCUGUGGCUCUAUGACGCUGGCUUCAUUCUCUACCUUCGAUGUCACCAGACAGAAGGAUUUCACCUUUUUUGCCGUUAUAAUCUUGUUAUGCUUUAUUAAUGGCGUACUUGUGAGGUCUUCAGACAUUCGCCAACCCAACGUCCUCCUUCUGCUCUGGUCUUGUUUUAAAGCCUGCACAGACAUUAA
This is a messenger RNA of Rana temporaria (common frog), 1821 nucleotides long. RefSeq names its product malonyl-CoA decarboxylase (gene MLYCD). The transcript is spliced from 5 exons. Gene Ontology annotation, molecular function: malonyl-CoA decarboxylase activity. Gene Ontology annotation, biological process: positive regulation of fatty acid oxidation; malonyl-CoA catabolic process; acetyl-CoA biosynthetic process. Lineage: Eukaryota; Metazoa; Chordata; Amphibia; Anura; Ranidae. The record is from RefSeq and is a predicted model, not a curated record. Gene Ontology annotation, cellular component: mitochondrial matrix; peroxisomal matrix. The coding region runs from base 70 to 1584 and encodes 504 amino acids.